AUGAAGUUCGACUCAUGCACACUCGACGCCGAGUAUCCAGUUUACGGUGCUCAGUUUCUAGAUAAUUCUAAUCUUUUAAUCGCUGGAGGAGGUGGUGAAGGGAAAAACGGUAUCCCUAACAUGUUGAAUACUUUAAAAAUUUCAGAAACUAAUGUUGAAAAUCCCAACGACCAUACGUUAACAUUAACGAAGGUCACUGGAUUCGAAUUAGAAGCGGAAGAUGACUCUCCUACUGCACUGGAUGCUCAUUCAGGAGUAAUACUUUUAGGUUGUAAUGAAAAUAGUAACAAAAUUCAAGAAGGUAAAGGUAAUAAACAUAUUAGAAAAUUUGUUUAUAAUAAUAUUAAUUCUAAAUACGAGCUGGAAUUUGUUAAAGCUAUUGAUUUUGAUAAAAGUAAAGAUCCAAGUGAAUAUACUAAAUUAAUCAAUAUAACAAAGGAUGGUACGCUGACAGCGAUUGCAUCUUCCGAUGAACCUACAAAAUUAAGAAUCAUUCAUGCUAAUGAUAUGACAGAAAUAUUUGAAAUUCAAAGUUCUUUAGAAAUUAAAGACUUACAAUUUUCUCCAAACGGAAAGUUAAUCACAUACAUUACAAAGAAUUCUUUAGAAAUGAUCUCAACUGUCACUGGAAAAUGUGUUGCACGUAAUGUUAAUUUUGAUCCUAAUUUGAAUCUAUCCAAGAUUAGAUUUAUUGACAAUGAUACAAUUGUGAUUGCGGCAUCAUUUAUAAAAGGUACUGGUAUAGUAUUGACUGCGGUCGAUAUAAAGAGUGGGAAAGCAACCAUAACUAAAUCAAAACUUUUAAGUAAAAAAUUCAAAGGUAUUACUUCUAUGGAUGUAGAUUCAAAGGGCCAAUUAGGUGUGAUUUCGACGAACGAUAAUUCUUUGAUUUUGAUUAAAUUAGGUAAUUUACAAAUGGGUAAAUUAAUCAAACAAGUUCACAAUUUCGCUAUCACCAAAGUAACUAUCUCGCCUGAUUCUCAUUACAUUGCUAGUGUUUCUGCUGCUAAUACUGUAAAUGUUAUUUCUGUCCCACAAGGAUAUGCAUUAUCCCUAUCUAAAUCAGAAAUUGCUUAUAAAGUAUUUACUAGGUUCAUUCUUAUUGUAUUAUUUACCAUAUUAUUGCAACGUAUUAUUGAAAACAACUUGCAUUCUAAAUUCAUGAAAUAUUUAUCUGAUUUAAAUGAAAAAAGAAACAAGAAUAAUAAUACUCAAGCAAAUUAUUUUAUUCAAACAACCUUAGUUGGGAAACAUACAAGCAUUGACGAUGCGAUACCAACUGAGACGUUGAAUCAAUAA
Messenger RNA from Maudiozyma barnettii, 1299 nucleotides. It is a transcript of the gene SEC12, whose product is annotated as Sar family guanine nucleotide exchange factor SEC12. The coding region runs from base 1 to 1299 and encodes 432 amino acids. The transcript has a single exon. NCBI's taxonomy places the organism in Eukaryota, Fungi, Ascomycota, Saccharomycetes, Saccharomycetales, Saccharomycetaceae. Gene Ontology annotation, cellular component: endoplasmic reticulum membrane. The record is from RefSeq and is a predicted model, not a curated record. Gene Ontology annotation, molecular function: guanyl-nucleotide exchange factor activity; GTPase activator activity; protein binding. Gene Ontology annotation, biological process: protein secretion.